AUGAUGAACGCGCAGCAGCAGCAACCUGCGGCCGCCACGCCGCCCCAGGCACUCGGCGAGGGCGUCCGCCAGCUGCAGCAGCUCCAGCAGAUGCAGCUCCAGCAGUUCGAGGCCAACGGCGCGGGCCUCCUGGCUGGCGGAGCCCAACCUGGCGCGGUCGCGGCGCUCGGCGGGCUCGCCGGCGGCGCCGCGGCCUUCGGGGCGAUGCCGCUGAACAGCCAAAUGAGCGUGGUUGAAAUCGCCAUGCAGAAUCACCUCAGCAACCUGCAGGCAGUUCAGUCGGCGGCGCUUCAGGCGAAGCUGCUCGCGGAGAAGAAGAAGACCGAACUCGGCCUGGGCGUCUCCAUCGGGCCUGGCGCUGGCGGGCUCCUCCCCGCAGCCACCUCGCUCGUCACCGGCUGCCUGCACAAGGAGACAGAGCUGCAGCAGCUGAGUCGCACGGUCUUCGUCGAGAGCUUCCCAGAAGAGUAUGAAAAGGAGGAGCUGCGCCUCUUGCUACAGGACUUCGGGAAGAUCGUUGGUCUUCGCGUAGGACAGCAUGUAGAGAGGAAAACGAAAUAUGCCAUCGUCGAGUUCGAGACGCCUGAAGAGGCUCAGUUCGUCCGCGACAUGAACGGGAAACCAAUCGGCGCCCUCACCCUGACGAUCAAAGAGUCUCAGUCGCUGGUGAACUUUCGCGACCCCGACGGGGUUCUGUUUGACGUCCCUCCGCCGCCGAUUCUCGCGGUGCUGAAGCAGCAGCAAACCCAAGAGGGCCAGCACGAGUCGCUUCAGGACAAGCUGAAGGAGGUGAAGUACUCGAAAAUGGAAAUCGAAGACAAACUCAAGGAGCUGAACGGCCAGAAACCGCGCGCGGUGCGCGACGGUAGCCGAAGCAGAGGUCGUUCUGACCGCCGCCGACGCCGCGACCGGAGCCGAAGCAGCAGCCGAAGCCCGGAGGGUCCGAGCGGCGGGCGGCGGAGUCUCUCGCCGCGGGGAGGCUCACGCGCCGCCGGUCAGGGCCGAAAGCGGAGAAAGGAGGGCGGCCGGGAGUCGUCGCGGAGUUUCUCGCCUGCGCGCGGUCGCGGCGGCUCAGGGCGCGGGGGGUACCCCAGGGGCCCCGAGGGCGAGAGGCCGGCUCCUGAAGGGGUCUCCUCGCGCUCCCGUUCGCCUCCACCGCGCGGUGGAGGCGAGCGAGCCGGCAAGGACAGGCGAAGCCUGGAGAGACGCGACGAGAGUCGCGGGAGGCGAGGCAGCGAGAGACGCGGGUCGGCCUCGCUGGGCGCUGGAGCCAAGAGGAAGGAGUCAAAGGGUCGAAGCAUCAGCCGGUCCCCAGACGACUACGAGGAUGAAGUGACGGUCAAGCCCCCGAGCGCCGCUUCGAGGCCGGGCACGCAGUCGCUUGCAGCCGGCGCCAAGCCGGGGGGGGAAGGAAGGUUCGCCUCUACGGAGAGGAAAACAGGGGGGGGAGAUGAGAGGCGGGGCGCGAGACAGGGCGCCGCCAGCAGGAGUCAGAGUCCGUCUCCGGCGCCAGGCAGCGACAAGAGACCGAGCCCCGAGCUAGGCAAGAAUGAGACAGAGAGCGACUUGCAAAGACUGCCGAGGGACUUGCCGGGCGAAGCCAGGAGGCAAGAAGAGAAGGCGAGCUCCGAGAACGGAUUCGGCUGCGGCUUGGAUGACAAGAGAUCCGUCAGGGAAGACGCGGCGGGUGCGCGCCGGUCUCGAAGCCCGGUCAAGCGAGCCGGACUGCUGCUCUCUGGAAGACGCGGAGACAGUCAGGGACGUCUCUCGUCUCGUUCGCCUUCUGCGGAUCGAUUCAGAGCUCGGGAAAACUCGAAGAAACGCACGGGCGCGUCCGCAUCGCGUUCCCGCUCGCACUCGCGGCCCAAGGCGCCUGGGGCUGCAGCCGGCCGCGGUGCGGCUCCGCGUCGCCCGUCCGGCUCUUACUCCCUGUCUCCGCCUCGCAGCCGCGGUGCGCCCGUGCGGCGCUCGCCGUCUUUCCCGAAGAAGAAGGAAGAUGGGAACGACGAGUUCUCGCGCGAGAGAGCCGAGCGAGAUCGUCCGCGGCGGCCAUCGCUGGACGCAAGGCGAGUGGGGCCUGGGGAAAGACGAAUGGGCCGUCGCUCGGGCUCGCGGAGCCGGCGGUCGUCUCUGUCUUACAGCGACCGGAGUCUCUCUUCCUCUCCGGGGCGGCCCCGCAGAGGCCCGCCAGGGAGACAGUACCGCCGCCGGCCUUCGGAGGACGCAGACCGUCAGCUGUCUCCAGGGGGACGGGGCUACGUGCGGCCGCGCCCGCGGGGGGGCUUCCCAGGGGGCGCGGACGGCGGGGACCGCGAUCUGUCUCCUCUCUUGCGCCGGAGGCGUCGCAGUGCCUCUCGCAGCGGCGACCGAGACUCGCUGGACGAUGGCCCCCGCAGAGGAGGCCCCCGGGGCGGCAGACGCACGUCGGUGCGGCCCGAAGGCGACGACUUCGGGAGAGACAGGGACAGCGAUUACCGCGGUCGUGAGGGCCUUCCGUUGUACCGGGGCCGAGGGGACCGACGAGGCCCGGGGGAUGCGUUUGGGCGCGGAGAGGGACGCGGUCGCGCAGGCGGCCCGCUGCUUGCAGGCCCCCGCCGCAGAGUCGGCAGCCGUGAAGGCUCACUCGGACGCGACCGCGAGAACGAGAAGGGAGACGGGCCUGCAGGCCGGGGCCCCGCGUACCGUCGCGGCGGAGGAGGCCCGGAGCCCAUGUGGACAGGGGGGGCGAACCGAGCGGACAACAAAGGCGCAGCUGGACUGGGCGGGGCUCCAGGGCCCCGCGGAGAGGACGGGCCGGGAUACGGCCCGCGCGGCAGAGGCAGACAAGGCGGGCGGCGCGUCGUGGGAAGGCGAGGAGACGAGUCUGAGGAAGACGGGGGGCGAAUGGACAGAUAUAAGAGCCAGUCGAGGUCUCUGAGCGACGAGGAUAGCAAUUCUCGUUCCCCUUCUCCUGUCCGUCGUGGUCCAGGCGCGGGCGCGCGGGUGUCGUCGCCUGUGCCUCGUGACGCGGGCUCUAGCCACGGCGAGGGAGGGCGCGGUCGCUCCGCGGAGCCCAACGCGAAAUACUACAAGAGCGCGGAGAGGAAGGGACAGGAGGGGACCAGGGGCGCGGCGGAGGAGUCCGGCGGCGCAGGAGCCUCCAGCAGAGGCGCUGCGGCGGACGGCGCGGUCGCGAAGGACGGCGAGUCGAAUCCGCAGAGAGUUCAGCCGAUGAAUGCACUCUGCGGCGGUCGGCCCGGAGCGGCGUGA
This is a messenger RNA of Besnoitia besnoiti, 3249 nucleotides long. Its product is annotated as RNA recognition motif-containing protein. The transcript has 7 exons. The record is from RefSeq and is a predicted model, not a curated record. Bases 1 to 3249 code for a protein of 1082 amino acids. Gene Ontology annotation, molecular function: RNA binding. NCBI's taxonomy places the organism in Eukaryota, Apicomplexa, Conoidasida, Eucoccidiorida, Sarcocystidae.